AUGGACCAACCCAGUGAAUCCUCAGAUCGCAUCACCAACCGUCUAGCGCUUUACCAGCAACAUCUAACCUCCACCCCGCUCUCCAAUACAACCAACCCACCCACAAAACAACCACCUACAAAAAUGGCCGCCCGUGACCCAAUUACCUGUCACGUCCUUAACACGUUGACCGGCACUCCUGCCGCCAACCUGCCCGUCACAUUGUCCCUCCUGUCGGCGCCUGCAUCACCCUCCAGCCCCGUCACUUUCCACGCGACCACCAACGCAGAUGGCCGUGUCGCACAGUGGAGACCUGUCGGUGAUUUUUCCUCCGUCCCUACUGUUCUGGCUGCGCUGCCUGGAGCAGAGAGCAAGACCAACUGGGCUGUGCGCUUUGAGGUUGGUCCCUGGUACGAGGCGCAGGGUAUUGAGAGCUUCUGGCCUGAGGUAGAGGUGAAGUUCACAGUUAAGGGCCGUGGGCGGGAGAACGAGGAGGGUUGGCGUCAUUACCAUGUGCCUGUUUUGUUGGGUCCUUGGAAUUACUCGACGUAUCGGGGAUCUUGA
This is a messenger RNA of Penicillium malachiteum, 543 nucleotides long. RefSeq names its product hydroxyisourate hydrolase. Gene Ontology annotation, biological process: purine nucleobase metabolic process. The coding region runs from base 1 to 543 and encodes 180 amino acids. The record is from RefSeq and is a predicted model, not a curated record. The transcript has a single exon. NCBI's taxonomy places the organism in Eukaryota, Fungi, Ascomycota, Eurotiomycetes, Eurotiales, Aspergillaceae. Gene Ontology annotation, molecular function: hydroxyisourate hydrolase activity.